AUGGUAAAUCCACUACGAAAGAGAACGCCGGCCGACCUCAAGGACCAGACUACCAACACUGAUGGUCAUGCCAACGCCAGCGCCAACGACCAUGGUGCUACUGCCAUCAAUGGCAAGGACAACAACAACAACAACAACGACAGCGACGAGAGUCAAGAGAGUAUUGCCAGCCUGAAGAGCGCCAACACCAACGUGCCUCCACCGAUGUACAAGGCCAUCCGCUUCUUCUUCCAGAUCUGCCUCCACUCCUUCUAUGGCACCGUCGAGGUCGAGGGCACCGAGAACAUUGCCCCCGACAACUACCCCGCGAUACUCGUGGCGAACCAUAGCAACAGUCUGACAGACGCAAUUGCCAUCCUCUCGACAGUACCACCCAAGAGCAGGAGCAUGAUCCGGUUGACCGCCAAGGACACCUUCUGGCACAAGCCUGGAGUCUUCAACUAUGUCAUUAAGAACGCUGGAACUAUCCCCAUCAAACGACGAAAGGACUAUGAUAACCAAAAAGUGGACAAUGCGAAUACGAUGAGUGCUUUGAUCGAUAGUCUGGGAACCGGAAGCUGUGUGUGCAUGUUCCCUGAAGGCAUCUCUCGUUACCAUCCUCAGCUUGCACCCUUCAAGGCUGGAGUGGCCAUGAUUGCCAGCGAUACUCUCGCCCAGUUUAGGGACCAGCCAGACUUUUCGUUGACAUUGAUGACGACGUCGAUCAACUACUUGCACCGCGAAAAGUUCCGCUCAGAUGUGCUUGUGACAUUCCACCCUCCAAUUGUGCUGACACCUCAACAGGAUCCCAUGCUGUUCUCGACCGUCAAGGAGGAGCGGACAGAGGCGAUCACGAAACUGACAGAGUUGCUCGAGUCCACCGUCAGAUCGAACUUGUUGGAUGCUGACGACUGGCAGACUGUACGCGUGGGUCAUGUGGCUCGUAAGCUGUACGCUGGCGAUUUAGGCACGCGGAUCUCACUUGGACAGUAUGUCCGUUUGACCCAGAAAUUUGUCUCUGCCUUUGGACAGCACAAGCAGGAGUCUUUGAAGGGAAAGCUGGAUGAGGAGCAGAGGAAGCAGGAGAACAGUGGCAGUGAUGGAGAGAACAGCGAUUCUUCGGAGAUGCAGCGGCCCGUCAGGUUGAAUGCCGAUACAGCUCGCAAGAUGGAUGAGCUUGCCACCGAUCUUGCCGAAUACCAAGAUCAGCUGGACUUUUACCACCUCAAGGAUUAUCGCAUUAAGCAGGGCAAGCCUCCAGUCAAGGUGCUUCUGGGCAAGCUGUUCCAGCGGUUCUUGUUGGCUUGCUUGUUGUCAACUAUCUGCAUCCCUGGACUCAUCCUCUGGGGGCCCGUAUUUAUUGCCGUCAAGUACCAGGAGAGACGGAUUCGUAGGAAGGGACCUUUGGAGGACAACUUGGAUGAGAUUGCUCAGUACAAGUUGAUGAUUUCGGCAUUCUUCUUGCCUAUUAUCUGGGGAUUCUGGGUCCUGAUGACCUUCCCCAUUGCUCUUUUUACCGGCCCUGGCAUUGUUGUCCUCAUGUGGCUUACGAUCAGAUGGUUGGAGGAUUUGAUCCAUAACGCCAAGUCAAUGCUGUCAUUGCUGCGAUUGGUGUUCAUGACUGAGGAUACGAUGUACUCGCUUCGGGAUUAUCGUCAGGAACUUGCAGGCCGUGUCCAUGAUUUUGCAGUUCAGUUCUUGAAAUUGCCCGAGGACCCUGAGGAGCUGGUCAAGGAGAACAAGACCAAAAAGGCUGACAGUGGGUGGAUGGGCAUGCUUUCGGGAAGUUACUUUUCGAUCAAGCGCCGGAGAAGAAAGGACUGGAAUGAGGUUAUGCGUCUCCAUGAUGUCUCUCGCUACGAUUAG
Messenger RNA from Linnemannia hyalina, 1845 nucleotides. Lineage: Eukaryota; Fungi; Mortierellomycota; Mortierellomycetes; Mortierellales; Mortierellaceae. The record is from the annotation of a GenBank genome assembly.